Podarcis lilfordi (Lilford's wall lizard) is the source of this 27975-nucleotide messenger RNA. The record is from the annotation of a GenBank genome assembly. NCBI's taxonomy places the organism in Eukaryota, Metazoa, Chordata, Lepidosauria, Squamata, Lacertidae.
GUGCGCGAGCUGACGUGUCUGAGGAAGCCGGAAGUAGCGGCUGAGGAGGCUCGGCUCGGUUUCGUGCUUUGGCGCGGGGGAGGGUACCCUCUUCCCUUUAAUUAAAAACCGCCCCCCGUAUCCGUUGUCUCUGUCUCCCUCACCCCCCCACCCUCCUACACCCCACCCGCCUUCCCUUCGCCAUGACUGGCGCGCAGCUGCUGUUGGCCGUCGCGCUCCUGGUGGCUAAUUCGCCCUCCGGCCCGGCCUUCUACCUGCCCGGCCUGGCGCCCGUCAACUUCUGCGACGACCCGGACAAAUCCGACUGCAAGGUCCGUAGCGGGGGGUUGGGGGGGUUGGGAAGGGCGGUUGAGUCCGGAGAGCGAGGCCUCAAAUGCCGGAGGGGUGUGUGGCAGAGUACGAGUAAUGUCGGUUAGUGGGGUGUGUGUGUGUGUGUGUGUGUGUGUGUGUCAUGUCAUGUCAUAAUAGCCCCCCCACAUACAUACAUACAUACAUACUAACUAGCUGUGCAGUGACAGGACCCCCCCCCCUUUCAGAUCGAAAGUCUUUCCUGCCUGCUUAGGCUUUCUUGCGUUUGGGAUGGAGGAGUGGAUUGGCUGGCAGAAAGUCUUCCAGAAUGCCCUGAACUGCAUCUUUUAAUCUCGGCUUUUGUCAGUGUCCACAUACCCACCAACAUUUGUCCAAUGAAAAUAGGGACAUCCUAUUUCAUAUCCUACCAACAUGUCUCCCAGGGAAAUAAAGGUAAAGGGACCCCUGACCAUUAGGUCCAGUCGUGACCGACUCUGGGGUUGCGGCGCUCAUCUCGCUUUAUUGGCCGAGGGAGCUGGCGUACAGCUUCCGGGUCAUGUGGCCAGCAUGUAGGGACAUCCUAUUCCAUAUCCUCCAACAUUUCUCUUAUGAAAAUAGAGACAUCCUGUUCCAUACCCUCCACCAUUUCUCCCAGGAAAAUAGGGGCAUCCUAUUCCCUAUCCUCCAGCGUUUAUCCCAGGAAAAUAGGGACAUCUUAUUCCAUACCCGCCCAACAUUUUUUCCAGGAAAAUACAGAUGUCCUAAGGAAAAGUGAGACAUUCCAGGAUCAAAUAAGAAACCAGGACAGUAAAUCCGGGACUGUCCCUAAAAAAUAGGGACACUUGUAGGGGUCUGCGCCCAGGCAUGUGUAAGUGCCAACAAGCUGGUCAGGCUUAGUGGCCCGCUGCGGCUUGCUCAUUGCCUUAGACCUUUACGUGUUAGGAUGCAGCAGCUCCUACGAUGAGCGCUUGGAAGUUGAAGUUGGAGAAAUGAAACUAAAAUAAGGCUCUAAAGCUGACCUCUAUGUAGCUGAGAAAGCAGAAAUCCCAACCUUCUGGGGCUGUCCAGGGAGAGCAGGAUGGCCUUUCCCACAAGGAGGAUCUUCAUGAACCUUGCCUGCCCCAUCAGAUGGGAGGAGCCAUCCCACUCUCAAGAAUGCUCUGCAGGAACCUGGUUGGAAUGGACCCCAUAGUUCUUUUAGUUCAACUUCCUGCUAUACAGGAAUCUCAACUAGAUCAUACAGGACAUGUGGCCAUCCAACCUCCCUUUCUCUCUCUCUCUCUUUGUGUGUGUGUGUGUGUAAAAUGCACUUUCUUCCACUUCUGUGGUGGGAUUGGCAGCAGCCUAACUUGUCUUAUGCUUCUCUUUGGGAUUCCUUCAGACCCCUCCUUUUCUUCCUUUCUUUUUUACUGUUAGUGCUGCUUUGUAAGGAAGCCAUGUUUCAUUGAAUAGUUGUGUAGGGGUACGUGAUUGGGUAGGCCAGUGUUAGGUAACUUAUUAUGUUCUAGUGACUCAGGGUCUUUUAGAGGAAUAUUUUAUUUUAUUAAUGAGUUGCCUAAAGAGAUUGCCAACAAAGGUCCGUAUAGUUAAAGCUAUGGUUUUCCCAGUAGUGAUGUAUGGAAGUGAGAGCUGGACCAUAAAGAAGGCUGAUCGCCGAAGAAUUGAUGCUUUUGAAUUAUGGUGCUGGAGGAGACUCUUAAGAGUCCCAUGGACUUCAAGAAGAUCAAACGCAUCCAUUCUUAAGGAAAUCACCUUCAGUGUACAUAGAGCUUGGAAGAGUUAAACAACAGCAAGGGGCUGCUUCUUCGGCAAGGGGAAAACAAUACUGCCACCUGUAACCUAAAGCAGAGCACUCCAUUUAUCACCUGAGGAUUUUACCAUCUCAUUGUGAUGCAUGCAUUGAUCAUGCCAUAGUCUGUGCAUAUGGAGUGUUAUGAGGAAGUUUUUAAUGUUUGUAGAAAGUUAAAACAACAAUAAUCUCAAUGUGAUGAAUACUAUGUUUGGACAACUUGAUUAACCCAUUCAUGCCUCCUUAAAGUUCCUGAUUCUGUGAAGGGCAGACUACAGUAUGGGCAAGAAUAGGGUUUCUCUCCAGUAUGGAUACAUUGAAGGCACUGCAGUGAACCUAGGCAUGUAAAGGUGCUACCACAUUGUUCUCAGGAGAAAAGAUGUUCUCCAUGUGUCUGAUGAUGCCUUUUCAACCUGGUCUAUUGGCUAAAGGCCAUACUACGUUCUUUUCAUUUGUAUGUCUUUUCCUUCCAAUGGAUCACUUUGUGUUUGGAAAUCAAGUUAAGAUUCCUGAAACCUUUGCUGCAUAUUGGGCAGAGUUAGCAAAGAGUAUAAAGUGUAAAAAUUCAAUUAAGAAGAAGAAGAAGUAUAAAACAGCAUAAGUUGUGGGGAAAGAGAUGUAAGAGUAGCAAAGCGAAUGAAUGUUGCAAGUGCACUUAAAUACUGUAUGUUGUUGUUGUUAUAUACUGCUUAAUUGCCAAAGUGAUUUACAAGUAUAAAACAUCUGGGGGAUGUUCCACUGCUUUAUUUUUCACAGAAAAUGUUCUAUUUCAUAAGUACAUCAUGAAAUAAGAAUAAUAACAACAGGACAACUGAAAAAAAAAAUAGUUUUGUUGCAGAUCAGAUUUAUUCAUAAAGUCAAAUACCAUUGUAAAAAGUCAAAUACCAUUGUAAAAUACAACUGGAGUACCAGACCCCAAACAUCAUGGAUAUUUACAUACAUAAUGUAAUAUAAUUGAAAAAGAUAUAGUGCUUUACAUCCAUUUCAAACUCACUCUGAGAUCAUCUGAACCCUUAUCUUGAUCACCAAACUUUAAAAAGGGCUACAGUUCUUAUAACAUACUCACCUUUUUCCUUCAUAUGGAGUUAUAACAUACUCACCUUUUCCCUUCAUAUGGAGUUCUGACAUCAGUACCAGAUUGAUGCUUUAAAUAUGGGAGGAUCAGAUGCUUCCUAGCUCUGUUGUGUUUGCAGUGAAACAGAACAUGACAAAUAAAUUUCUGACAACCCUCAUUGCAAUGGUGUACUCUUUCUUCUAAUUAAGUUCAGUUAAAUCUACUUUCCAUUAAUGCUCCUGGCAGAGAAUUGCAUCACACCAGCAUAAAAGCUCUUUGAGCUUUAGGAAGGUUAAGAGGGCUGAAAAUACUUUUAUCUCUAAUAACAUUUCCAGUUAUCCAAACCCAAAUAUAUUGGGGAACAAGUUUGACAGAAAAGGCCAUCAGCUCCUUAAUUCUAUGCACACCUUAGUUUCCUAAUGAAAAGUAGUGGGGAUAUCCACAAAAAAUCCCAAAAGAUGUAUUUAAUGCAGAUUCCACCCCAGAAGCUCAUGAAAGAAUCUCUGACUAUCAAACCAUCAACUACGUAAAUUUCCUGAAAUGGAUAUGAAGCCAAUAAUUGCAAACAGUGUUCUAUGCAACUGCUUGGAGGAACCUAAAACCCACCUCAAUAUGCUCUCCUUAUACAUUUAGGAGUUCCAAAAAUUAUUUUCAAAAAAUUCCCUUGUGCCUUCUCUCUAGAGUGCCAUCAAUGUUCUCUGCCCAAAAAACAACUCCAAACAAUUGCUGGGCUGCAAUCUUGACCCUAUAGAGACCAGAGCUUGCUUAAUUAAUUAAUUAAUUAACUGCCCUAUACCCGCAGGUCUCAGCUUUCCAAACUGUGUUGCGGCACGUUAGCGUGUCAACUGCAGUGUAUAGGUGUGUCAUGCAAACACUCCCUGCGCUCCUCCCGGGGCUGGAAAGGGGUUAGUUUAAUCUCUAGUUUCUUUGUAAAACUGAAUUACUGUGCCAUGAAAUGAUGCAUGUCUAAAAAGUUUGUCACCAACAUGAAAAGUUUGGAAAGCUCUGCUAUAGACCUGGAAGAUGGCUGGAACAAACUGUCCACCUUUAGAAAUGAAAGCCAGAGAGGUAAGAGAUUCCACUGCUAUAGCCUGCUUUAUGUGGGUCUUCCAUAGCAAUGGAAAACAAAAAAAGAACACCAAGUACCAAAAGGCUCUUAAUUGCUCCAACAAAUAGUCACCCAUAUACCACUUAGAAAUCAAUCCCCUUCUAGAAAACCAACAACAGCAAGAUCUUAGUUCUAUCACAACCAUCUUUUCACUGUUUCUCUAUGAAGAAAAUUGCUUUAAAGCCCUUCUAAAACUUUUGUUAAAGAUAGCAAUAGAGCAUCAUCUGCUUACAGUAAUAUACUAAUGGAGGUGGUUUCCAAUUUGAGGGCGUGCAUCUCAAGUGAAUUGAACUUGAAUCAUACGAGGACAGAUCAAGCAGAAAGGGAGCCAAAGUACAUAUCUGACUCUCCUCCCUUGAUGCAACAAUAUUGUUGAGAGCUGACCUCUUGUACUAUAGCUGGCUUGUAGGGAUGUCUCACAGUAAAACACCUAAUCAGAAAUAAUAGGCUUUUGUCUGCUGAAGACUCCUCCAGUUUUUUCCAUAAAUGAUCAUGUUGGAUCAAAUGUAUCUGUAAUGGGUUUAGGGGCUGCUCGUGCGUAAGUUGCCGCCACUCCUGGCUAGGUUAGCUGGUUAACCCUUUCUGACUGAACAGCCUCCAGCAUCGUGACUGUCUCAGUCGCUGGCAGAAUCCGUCAGUGGGCGUUUCUUAAACUUCUUCCAGCACAAAAGUUCCUUGACGCCAAGUCUCCUCCUACUCUCGCUGCGCGGAAGUCUUCUGCGCAGGGAGGGUGUGGGCAGUGGAGUACCCGUACUCUCUCCGCUGGUCUCCGGCGAGGAGUCUUGGAGCCUCCUCCCCGAUUCCCCCAUCUGCCCCCCUUCUCUACUGGUGUUACGCUGAUUUCCUUCCCCAGCAGACGGGCUCCCUCUCUCCCUACUGGGACCCUCUCCGCCAUCCCUUUGGAGCCUUCCCUCCGCUUCCAGCUCCGAUGGCAGUUCCCUGACAGUAUCCCUAUCGUGUUUUAUGACUUCCUUGAUAUUGUAUGUGGGCUGGAACUGGUCUGUGACCGAAAUAAUAAAAUUCAUUCAUCAUGUUGGACUAAGUCAACAAAAGCUGUAUAAAGUUCAGCCCUGAGUGUCUUAAAAUAUUCCUCUGCCAAAUGAGAUAAAACAAGGUAGUAAUCCAAAAGAGAGUAUCCUCUAAAAAUAAUCUGUUUCAAACCUGGAAAAAAUUCUAAUUCAUUUCCUCUGGGAAAACACAAUGCUGGAUGCAGUUUCGUGGAGAGAGGCGUUGGCUUCAUGCUAUUUUUCUAAGUUUGUGGAGGUCCGUGAUGCGGGUUUCCCAGAAAAUUUUGAAUGGGAAAACCUUUCUACACAAAUUAGGGCAAUUUGCCUUGAAACGUUGGUGUCCUAGAGAAUAAGCUGAUUUGGCAUGUUUAGUUUCCUGAAUAAAUCUUUAAAUUGCCACGCUUUCCUAAUACAUUUGCUAUUGGCAUCCUUUCACCUUUUGAAAUGGCAAGUUUUCAAUGGAAGCUUUAGCCUAGAGCUAGUAUAGCAAAGUGGAAGGAAGACCUGCCCCCUACCACCAUGUUUUGCCCUGCCAUGUGCCAUCAGGACUUGGGGUAUGGUGGUUGAUCAGCCUCUCUGCUCCUCCUGGCCCCAAGUCAGGAUUGUAAGUGUAACUUAUAUCAUUUUUUCUAUUGGAAAGACUGUUUUUCACUAUUUGCCAUUUUCAUUUCCGAUAUAGUUUUCCUACAGUGUAUUUGUAUUACAAAUUCUUUUAAUUAAAAAAUUCAUAAAUACUCUGUUUCCCUCAUUGACUUUCUGUCACUUUAAGUAGUUUAGAUGCAUGUAGUCUUCUGUUUAUUAAAUCUGUCCUAUCUCAAUUCUUUUUUACUACUUUUAUUGUUUGAUUGAGCAACUAUGCAGAUGGCAACUAUGCAGAGACCUUAUAUACAGUGGUUUUAAAUCAAAACAACUAUUCUUUAUAGCUACUUGUAGAAGUCACACAGGCAAGCUUGAUUACAUAAUGCUAAUUGCAUAAUGUAAUUCAUCUUUUGUAAGGAAGGGCAGAGCAUACACAUUUAGAAUAAUGGUCAAAAUACUCUAUAAUUGCAGUGUGUAUAGCUUUGAUGACUGAUACAUUAAGUAUAUAUCUUAAUACAGUAUAACACUACAGUACUAACGAAUUUAAGGUUUUAUUACAAUGACGUGUAUACAUGUUGUUAAAUUUAUAAAUAAUGUCUCGUUGUGUUUUUGCAGCCUGUGAUAGAGCUAUUUGUGAAUAGACUAGACUCUGUGGAAUCAGUCCUUCCAUAUGAAUAUACUGCGUAAGUAUAUGAAAUAUUAUUCUUUGAUUUAGGAUAGGAUAGAUUUUGUAGACAAGGUUAUGAUUGUCCAAGCUGCAGUGUCAGUGUUACUUGGUCUUUGGUUUAGUUGCUUUGUACCAAGAUUUAGCUUGCUAAAUCCUGCUCCUGAUAUUUGCCAAGAGGAUAGGAUUCUCUUGCUCUGUUUUAGAAGUUGGUUUUUCCAUUCAAUUAUAUAUUAUAUAUUUUAAACAAAAAACUUGGGAAGAAUUUUGAACUAAUGGUUUUUGCUGGCUAUAGAAGUUUCAAAACGUAGAAUCCCAAAUUUUGCAAUUUGCACUAAUAAGCCAAUCUAACAUUUUUGGAUCCCUGUAAAGAAUGAAAGUUUUUAGUCAAUCAUCUUUAAAUGGCAUGCACAAAUAACUUAAUUAGAUGUUACUUUGGGGGUGCUUAAUAUAGACCAGUACUGUUGAACUCCAACUUUCAUCUGUUGCAGAAAGCACGGCCAAUGAUCAGGAAUGAAGGGAGUUGUAACAAGCAAAUAAUUUGUGUGGAGCAUUAUCUCAAAUAUAUUGCUCAGUGAUUCAGACAUAAGCACACUUGGUUGAAAGUCAACUUAGUGAACAUGAUUGUCAACAGGGAAGUGUGUUCAAAUAAGGCAACUUAAAUAAGAUUCAAGAGUUUCCUGUGAAAUUCAUUAAAUUGUCCUGAAUUUUAUAUAGGUAUGCAUUUUAGAUAUAGAAUAUAAGACAGACUUCAAGUUUUGCUGAAUUUGAUUUUAGGUUUGAUUUUUGCGAAGCAUCUGAAGGGAAACGUCCAUCUGAAAAUCUUGGUCAGGUGUUGUUUGGAGAACGGAUUGAGCCCUCGCCAUAUAAGGUAUUUUAAUUGUUUUAAAAAUCAAAGAAUUUGCAGAAUCUAAGCAGUGAAUCCCAGUUGUUGGCAUGUUUUGAUUUGUACAAAUGGACUGAAGGUUUUAAAAACUUUAUUAGGCUUUUGGUUAAGCCUGCCCUAGCACAUGACAUUCUUGAGGAAAUAUUAGGAUCAGGAGAGGACUCACUGGUGUUGCUCCCCCUGUUUUACCUUUUCUUCACAGGGGUCCGAGCCCUAAGUGGGUAAAUUAGACCAUUUACAUUUUCCCACACUGCACUUCCUGCAACAUCAGCAUUACAUUGUGGGUAUUGUUGAGUCUUGCUGCACAGGCCCUUUGCUGCUGAGCUGCCUACUGGACAGUUUGCCUGGCAACAAGGAGACAGCCUGCUUCAACUCUGACAGGAGCACCACCCCACACUGCUUGACUUAUGAUUAAUAAUAAUAAUAAUACCACACUCAUCUGGCUGGGUUUCCCCAGCCACUCUGGGCGGCUCCCAACAGAACACUAAAAACAUGAUAAAACAUCAAACAUUAAAAUCUUCCAUAAACAGGGCUGCCUUCAGAUGUCUUCUAAAAGUCAGUUGUUUAUUUCUUUGACAUCUGAUGGGAGGGCGUUCCACAGGGCAGGUGCCACUACUGAGAAGGCCCUCUGCCUGGUUCCCUGUAACCUUACUUCUCACAGUGAGGGAACCACCAGAAGGUCCUCUGUGCUGGACCUCAGUGUCCGGGCUGAAUGAUGGGGGUGGAGACACUCCUUCAGGUAUACAGGGCCAAGGCCGUUUAGGGCUUUAAAGGUCAACACCAACACUUUGAAUUGAGCUCGGAAACGUAUUGGGAGCCAGUGUAGGUCUUUCAGGACUGGUGUUAUGUGGUCUUGGCGGUCACUCCCAGUCACCAGUCUAGCUACUGCAUUCUGGAUUAGUUGUAGUUUCCAGGCCACCUUCAAAGGUAGCCCCACAUAGAGCACAUUGCAGUAGUCCAAGUGGGAGAUAACUAGAGCAUGCACCACUCUGGUGAGACAGUCUGCGGGUAGGUAGGGUCUCAGCCUGCGUACCAGAUGGAGCUGGUAGAUACCUCCCCUGGACACAGAACUGACCUGCGCCUCCAUGGAUAACUGUGAGUCUAAAAUGACUCCCAGGCUGCGCACCUGCUCCUUCAGGGGCACAGUUGUCCCACUCAGGACCAGGGAGUCCCUUACACCCGCCUGCCCCCUGUCCCCCCAAAACAGCACUUCUGUCUUGUCAGGAUUCAGCCUCAGUCUGUUGGCCACCAUCCAUCCUCCAGCUGCUUCCAGACACUCACACAGGACCUUUACCAAUUCUGAUUUAAAAGAGAGGUAGAGCUGGGUGUCUUCUGCGUGCUGAUGAAUACUCAGCCCAAACCCCCGAUGAUCUCUCCGAGCAGCUUCAUAUGGAUAUUAAAAGACAUGGGGGAGAAGAUGGAACCCCAAGGUCCCCCACAAGUGAGAGCCCAGGGGUCUGAACACUCAUCCCCCAACACCACUUUCUGGACACGGCCCAGAAGGAAGGAGCGGAACUAGUGUAUAAUAGUGCUCCCAGCUCCUCUAGACGGUCCAGAAGGAUGUCAUGGUUGACGGUAUCAUAGACCGCUGAGAGAUCCAGCAGAACUAGGAAACAGCUUUCACCUUUGUCCCUAGCCCGCCAGAGAUCAUCGACCAGUGCGACCAAGGCAGUUUCAGUCCCAUGAUGAGGUCUAGAUCCUGAUUGGAAGGGAUCCAAAUGGUCUGCAUCCUCCAGGCGUGCUUGGAGUUGUUCAGCAACCACCCUCUCAAUCUCCCACUAAAUGGAAGAUUUGAGACUGGGCAAUAUCGCAGGUGUUGCAUUAUGCAAAAUAAUAUCUGGGCUGGUGAGUCCAGUUGCAUAGCUCUGGCAGUGCUGACAAGAGUGACGCUCGCUCCCCCAGCCCCCGCCUACCAUCUGGUUGGGCUUCAGAAGCUUGGUCAGCUUAGCCGUCUUAGAAACAUGUCUAGCUAUGCUCCUCAUAGGCAUGCCCUAUGUCUGGCCAGACCUCCCUAGAAGCACACAGCCUUAGUCUGUUCCUAGGCUAUUCAAGGGAAGGGCCCCAAGCUAUAGAAGAAAAGGGCUUGCCUGGAUAAUAUAUUCCUACCUUAGAAACAGUUGUGCUGCAUUGGAAUUGCGGACAUGUUGGCUGCCAGUUGAUGAAAUUAGGAAUGUGGGUUUUUUUUUUAAAAAAACCAAACAAACUGGGAACAUCUCACCUUGGUAUCCUAUAUUUUUCAUUUGCCCCAAAACACAUUCAUUCAUUUGCACCAAAUGUAAUGCUUUGUUUGCAGCUACAGUAUUGCUAGAAUAUAAACUAAGAUGAGUCCUGCUUCUUUGUACCCUCAUCUUACUAUAUAGUUUUCAAUUACAUCAUGCAACCAUAUGAAAAAGGUAAAGGGACCCCUGACCAUUAGGUCCAGUUGUGGACUCAUCUCGCUUUAUUGGCUGAGGGAGCUGGCGUACAGCUUCCGGGUCAUGUGGCCAGCAUGACUAAGCCGCUUCUGGCAAACCAGAGCAGCGCACAGAAACGCCAUUUACCUUCCUGCCGGAGCGGUACCUAUUUAUCUACUUGCACUUUGACGUGCUUUUGAACUGCUAGGUUGGCAGGAGCAGGGACUGAGAAACGGGAGCUCACCCCGUCGCAGGGAUUUGAACCGCCGACCUUCUGAUUGGCAAGUCCUAGGCUCUGUGGUUUAACCCACAGCGCCACCUAUGUCCCGUUGCAACCAUAUUAGGCAGUCUCUUAAAGCAGUUUAGGACAGAGAAGCCUAGUAUAGGAUCAGUAUGUAUAAAAAUUCACUCAGGUAUUAUUUUAAAUGUGCUUGUGGUAUUACUGCCAUGUAGAAAAUUCUGUUGUUUAGCCUAUUCUACCCAUAGGUUUUUAUUUAUUAAAUCCUUCUGAAUUAGCCACCUGAAAUAUUUUUUGCAGUUCAGGUUGUUAAAAGACUUGGAUCAAAAUUCCCUUUGGUUUAAGGUAAAAGAGAGAAUAGUUUGAAAUAGUUUUCAGUAUAGUUGGACUUCUUAACAAAAUAAAAAUUGGAUUGAGAGUUUGGGUUUGCUGUUGUGGAGAAAAAAGUUGCUAUUAGGCACGUGGUAAAAUCACGUAAGUUAACUGAAUUGUUGUAUGUAAUAAUUUGAGAACCUGUGCAUGUGUGCAUUUUGAUGUUCUGCUGUUAUUAUUUUGGGAACUUUUCCAUUAAAGUAAUUUGAGUGAGCAAUGUGUAAAAAGGAGACUUGUUUCUAAAUUCUUUCUCAUUUUUUUAGUUUACCUUUAAGAAAACAGAGACUUGCAAGCAUGUUUGUACAAAAGAAUAUGAUUUGAAAAACCCAGAUCACAAGCAAAAACUAGAUUUUCUGAAAAAGAGUAUGCUACUGAACUAUCAGCAUCAUUGGUAGGUUCAUGUUUAACUUUUAACCAAUUGCUUACUUUUAGUAGAAAAUAUAGAAUUGUGGUAGCUUAUGAUGAGAAAUAUGGGACAUUCGUGGAAAGAAAUGUAAUGUUUUCUUCCAUUUAAUACAACAUAGUUAUAAUUUCUUAUUUCUGUUUAAAAAAUAAAAGUAUGGAUCUACUGGAACAGCAAUUAGAUAUCCUUUUGUGCAUUAAAAACUAUAGAGGCAAAUGGUGAUAGUGCGAAUCAUCUGGAGCCGAUUUGGGGAGGCAUUCAAGAGAAACAGAGAAUCUAUUCCCCAAGCAGUAUCCAUUAGUUAUCACCUAAACAUUACUACCAGCAUGAGUUUGACCAAACUGCAGGAGGCAGUGGAAGACAGGAGUGCCUGGCGUGCUCUGGGCCAUGGGCUCACGAAGAGUCGGACACAACUAAACGACUAAACAACAACAAACAUUACUAUUACUAACAUUGUUAGUGAAUCUAUAUUUUGCCUUGACAGGUAAAGUUCUUCUCAAAAUUUAUGGCUGUGGUACAUCUUUAAUGAUACAGGCUUCAUCUGAAAAUACUGUAUUACUUAUUCAUUUUAUAGGAUUGUGGAUAAUAUGCCAGUAACUUGGUGUUAUGAUGUGGAAGAUAACCAAAGGUUCUGCAAUCCUGGAUUUCCCAUUGGUUGUUACUUAACAGAAGAUGGACAUCCCAAAGAUGCCUGUGUUAUCAAUGUAUGUAUAAAUAAAUUUUAAAUAAUGCGUGCAAGAUUACUAUGCUGCUUGAUUCCCCUCCCUCUAAAUUUUUGCUGUUAUCAGUGUAAGUAUACUAUUUUUAGGAGCCUGCAUUGACACCAUUGCAAUGACUGAGUUAUCAUGGAGGAGUAGAAGGAAGGAGGCGUAGAUGGACAAAGGCUAUUUCUAAUAACAAUAGGCAGCUAAUCUGCUUUCUAUUGUGCUUCUCAGCCUGACAUCUUCCUCCCAUAUCCUAAGUCUGCUCCAUGAAACCAUUAAUUUCCACACCUUAUGCCUUCCCCUUUUAUUAAAGCAGUUGGUGUUAGAACAGCAUAAAAAUAACAUAGAAAUGAAUUGUUGCAUGAAAGAAAAAUUGGAUGGAUAACAGGUAAUGUUAUCCGUUAGUGAUUCUGGUGAACCAGUUUGAAUUUUCAAACUAAUUUGCAGUCUCUGCGUGGAGGAGAAUUUGUUUCUGAAAGACAGAAUAUAUUUCUUUGGAAUUGGAUUUCAGCUCCCAGUUGUUGUUGUUGUUGUUGUUCCUGAAAGUUUGGCUGUUGGGAUAUUCCCAGCAUCCAUGAUUCUGUAUACAAAAGUCAGCUUAGUUCAUAAAUUAGCAUUAAUGGUAAAUUGUAAUGCUGUUUAUUGUACUGCAAGGAGACUUAAUUUCUUAAACCUGAGAAAUGGGAUCAAUUUUUACGGAAUCUUAUGAAAUGGCUUUUCACAGUUACCUCAUUUUUAUGUAUAGUAUGAGAAUGCAGGAAGCAAACAGUGGACUGAUGUGUUCCCCUUCUGUGGAACUAUAAAAGGAGUUUGGAAGCUUUUACUUCCAUUUUAGAUGUAGUGCAGCUUGUUGUGAUUUUCAAACCAAAAUAAAAUGUGGUUAAUCUUAUCUGUGGUUUGUUGAAACAAGCGGCAUAUAAAUUUUAAUAAUAACGAUGAUGAUGAUGAUGAUGAAGAAGGGGAGGGGAGGUAUUUUAUAGCCAGUUGUGCGCUGCUCCAUCCACCUAUUUGAUUAAGUUUUUUCUACAUAUUUUUUUCUGUAGUCUGAGUUCCAUGAACACGACACCUUCUACAUAUUCAACCAUGUGGACAUCAAAAUAGCCUACCACAUGGUAGAAAAUGAAGCUCCCAGCGCAAGACUAGUAGCUGCUAAACUUGAACCAAAAAGGUGAGCCUUUAGUUUUAUUACUAGAUCUGCAUGGCAUCUUGGCAAUGUUAUAACUUGGUUUGAAAGAUAUAAGGGAAUUUAACAUGCUCCUCACAGUGGACUUCAUGUUAAGUGGAAGAUAUAGGAGUGGGAGGGAGAGAACACUUUAGAGUUUUCAUUCUUGAUAGGAAAAAUAAUACUGGACAAGUAUAUACGAUACUAGUUAGUAAACAUUGCUACCAUUGUGAUCCCAUUUAUAUAGGCCCAGUUCACACAUAACACAAACUGCACCGUAGUUACAAUUUAAUCAUGGCUUUGUUGCCCCAAAGUUCAAGAGUCACUCCUCUCCUGCUUAUUCCUAGUAGAAGAGAUACCAUGCCAUUAUGUGCAAACCAGCACUUGAGGUUUGUUUCUCUCCUAAAAAACAGACCUUGCCUUGCCAGCAUGGUUUGUUAGGGGGGAAAGCCAAACCGUGAGUGCUGGUUCACACAUAACAUCAAGUCAGUCUCUGGUUUGGUACAGCCCUAAUUUGUUAAAUGAAGAAGUGGGGAAGGAGCACUGUGGGGACCUUUGAGCAAUGUGCACUUUAAGCCAUUUCUUAAUUCAAACUAUGAUUUAAAGCAGGGGGGCUAGUCCCUUUCAGGCCACCAAAUACCCUCCUCCUAGUUUGGUUAUUUAAAAUCUGCUGCCAGAACGACUGCAUUUUGCACUCAAAUCUAUUGUCUUUGGUUUUUUAAACAGUUACAAGCACACUAAUCCUGACAGCCCAGACUGCACGGGACCACCUAUGGAUUUAAGUAACAAGCUUGCUUCUGGAACUGUCAAAAUUCCCUACACAUAUUCAGUUACUUUUGAGGUUGGUAUUCUUGUUGGCUUUUCCCAUUUCUUUUCCUGGAGAGGGCAUGAUUUGGAAAGUACCGUAUUUUUUGCUCUAUAAGACUUCACUUUUUCCCUCCUAAAAAGUAAGGGGAAAUGUGUGUACGUCUUAUGGAGCGAAUGCAGGCUGCACAGCUAUCACAGAAGCCAGAACAGCAAGAGGGAUUGCUGCUUUCACUGCGCAGCGAUCCCUCUUGCUGUUCUGGCUUCUGAGAUUCAGAAUAUUUUUUUUCUUGUUUUCCUCCUCCAAAAACUAGGUGCGUCUUGUGGUUUGGUGCGUCUUAUAGAGCGAAAAAUACGGUACUUUCUGAGGUUUUAAAAUAACACUCUGUUGGUGAUUCUUAUACCAGAAAUUCAUAGCAGAGUUGGAACGGACCAUGAGGGUCAUCCUGUCCAAUUCCCUGCCAUGCAAGAAUCUUUUUCCCAACAUGGGGCUGAGAUUAAGAGUCUUGUGCUCUACUGACUGAGCUGUCUUAGGUGAAUUUUAAAAAGUGGCAUUAUGAAAUACUAAUGAAAUCCUAGUAAACGUCUUAAGAAAGGCGAUUCAUCUAAACUUUUUUAUUGCAUUAUUCUAGGCUAACUAGGGAAAUAACUUUUGUAGAAAAUGUCAUAGAUGUUACUCAGUUAAAAUUCUUUGGAAUCCUAAUAAAGGAAGACAGCCAAUGAUGGCCACUUGCCUGAGCGACAGAAAUCUGCUUGCCUUCCAGAGUAGCUUUUGCAAGUGUGCCAGGGAGCCAUAGUGGUAGGAGAGGAAGAAGUCCCACUGGGUGAGCAGGCCCCUGGUUGCUCUAUAUUGGAUCUACACUAAAAUGGUAUUUGGGACGCGGGUGGCACUGUGGGUUAAACCACAGAGCCUAGGACUUGCUGAUCAGAAGGUCGGCAGUUCAAAUCCCCGCGACGGGGUGAGCUCCCGUUGCUCGGUCCCUGCUCCUGCCAACCUAUCAGUUCGAAAGCAUGUCAAGUGCAAGUAGAUAAAUAGGUACCACUCCGGCGGGAAGGUAAACGGUAUUUCCGUGCGCUGCUCUGGGUCGCCAGAAGCGGCUUAGUCCUGCUGGCCACAUGACCCGGAAGCUGUACGCCGGCUCCCUCGGGCCAAUAAAGCGAGAUGAGCGCCGCAACCCCAGAGUCGGUCAUGACUGGACCUAAUGGUCAGGGGUCCCUUUACCUUACAGCUUAAUGCUAUACAUGUUUACUCAAGAAGUGAGUUCCACUGUGGUCAGUGAAACUUACUUCUAGGCAAGCACAUAGCUCAGAUGGUUAGGACACACUGCUGAUAAUGCCAAGGUUGCAGGUUCGAAUCCUGUAUGGGACAGCUGCAUAUUCCUGCACUGCAGGGGUUUGGACUAGAUGAUCCUUAGGAUCCCUUCCAUCUCUACAAUUCUAUGAUUCUAUGUAGAGGAUUGCAGCUUCAGUGAGAAGUCUCUAUGCAGAAUAUAGCCUUCAAGAAGUAUAGAGGCAAUUGUAGCAGCUUGCCACCUUUUAUUUGUUCAUUAUCAUGUCUGAUAUUUUAGUGAAGCAAUUCCUUGCUCAAAAAGAAUACAGUGGUGCCUCGCAAGACGAAAUUAAUCCGUUCCGCGAGUCUCUUCGUCUUGCGGUUUUUUCGUCUUGCGAAGCAUGGCUAUUAGCGGCUUAGCGGCUAUUAGCGGCUUAGCGGCUAUUAACGGCUUAGCGGCUAUUAGCGGCUUAGCUGCUUUAAGAAAAAGGAAACAAACUCGCAAGAACUCGCAAGACGUUCCGUCUUGCGAAGCAAGCCCAUAGGGAAAUUCGUCUUGCGGAACGACUCAAAAAACGCAAAACCCUUUCGUCUAGUGAGUUUUUCGUCUUGCGAGGCAUUCGUCUUGCGGGGCACCACUGUAUGUUUUAGCUGACAUUCUUGACAUCUGAUCUUGAACGUGAGAGAUGUCGCAUGGUGAGUUAGAAAUCCACAAUUCAAAUAUUGUGUCUGUCAUGAACUCACUUGAUAAACUUUUAAGUAAGGCACUCAACGCCUUAGUUGUGCUUCCUCAGCAAUGUGGUGGGUCAUAAUACUGAUUUAACUUACAGGGCUUGCUGUAAGGAUUAUAACAAGAUAAUGAGCAUAUUGUGAGCCUCUUUGAAGACUUAAAAGUAUUCUAUAAAUAUUGAAUAUUAUGACGAAAAUCAUAACAAUGUUGGUUGCCAGGAAUCCUAGUGAUUUCUCGGUUCCACUGAAAAUAGUGAUAAAAUUCUCAUUAGUAUCUAUGUAAAUAACAUCAGAAGAAAAUAAGUUGUUCAUGAUCCCCAAGAAUUAUUUAUGCAUUAUAUAUAUAUAUAUAUAUAUAUUAGUGGUUAUGUUGCCAUUCUCAGUAUAAAAACUUGGCAAGUUUGUUAUAAUUUUCUUUCAGUUGUAUGACAUCUAAAAAUUAACCUUUUUCUCUUCAGAAAAAUGAUGAAAUCAGGUGGGCCUCCAGGUGGGAUUAUAUUUUAGAAUCCAUGCCUCACACACAUAUACAAUGGUUUAGGUAAGGGAAAUGUUUUCAUUUUGUAAUUCAACAUAUUGGAGCACUUUUUUUGGUAAAAAAGAUAAUGGUUUGACAACUGCCCAUCAUGUUUCCUUGUAGCAUUAUGAAUUCUCUUGUGAUUGUCCUUUUCCUGUCUGGGAUGGUUGCUAUGAUCAUGCUAAGAACUUUGCAUAAAGACAUUGCAAGAUAUAAUCAGAUGGAUUCUACUGUAAGUAUAAGUUUUUUUUAAAACAAGUUGGAAAAGAAAUGCUUUAAAUUUUUCAGAUCUCUAAUACAUCAUUUUUUUGUGAUGCCUUCUAAAUAUUCAUGUUUAGAAAUGUUGUGAAUGUCUUUGCCUCAGUCAUGUUCUGAUAAGCACAUUGGCAACCUAACUCUUUAUCUGUAUUAUGCCCAAAUAGCUUUUAUGUAUAUUCAUUUUAUUAGAAUGUUUAUAUGCUACCCUUCAAGUAUAAAUACACCAUUCAUUGUGGCUUACAGAAAAAAACCCCAGCUGAUUUUGCAACUGUAUUGCAACUGAUAUAAACAUACUCCUUUUGCAACAAUAGUUACUGACAAAAUUUUGUGUUAGGACAUCGUAGCGUAUAAUAUUGUCAAAAGGAAAGGUGGAACACAGUCUGUUCUGUGAAAAUAAUACAUAUUAAUAGGGAUGCUUUUUACAUCAUACUCAAGAGUAGAUCCAUUGAACUCAAUGGGCAUAAAUAACAAGACCAUUGGUUUCAUUAGAUCUAGUCUGAGUAUGAUUAAUCUUGGAUAUCACAGGCAUCUUGAAUACCUGAAGGAUUUACCAUUGAGACAGUUAACUAAUAAGAGGCCUUCCCAGUUGCAAUAACUGCAGCCCACAGGGGAUCUGAAUUGUGAGCCUUCUUAUAUGUUUUCCAUAAGGUAAUGCUGGGCACAGAUGCUAUCCCCCCAAAGGUUACCCCAAACAGACCAAGGGGAGCUGGAUGAUUACCAUGAUUUUGCUUACUUCUUUUGAUGAAUGAUGUAUCCCAGGCUUCCUCAACCUUGGCCCUCCAAAUGUUUUUGCCCUACAACUCCCAUGAUCCCUAGCUAGCAGGACCAGUGGUCAGGGAUGAUGGGAAUUAUAGCCUCAAAACAUCUGGAGGGCCGAGGUUGAGGAAGCCUGAUGUAUCCCAUGAAUUACCCUGCCAAGAAUAGUGAGAUUUUCAGAUUGUCAUCCCAGCACACACUGGAUUUCUUCCUGUUGGGGAGUGACUUUGUCUACAAAUGAUUGCAUGACUCAGGGCAUUCUUGCUUCAGCUUGGCCAGGGACAGAACUGGGGAGAAGCCUCGUAGACCAUAGACACCCCCAACAAGAACCUUCACACUAAGUGUCCAACUUUACUAUGUCCCAAAAGGUUGAAAGAACAAAGUUCUGAGGUCUCAUUUGUAUGUUACUCGUUGGUUUCCGAGUUAUAAAGUUUGAAUGUUUGGUGUUGUGUGAUAUUUCAGUAUUUUAUCUAAACCAUACGCAGAGUUUGUAAAUUUGGAGGGAUGAAGUUAGAGAUAUAUAUAUAUAUUUGUGUGUAUAAACCCCUCAACUGGCUUAUUAAUUUUCAGGAAGAUGCUCAGGAAGAAUUUGGUUGGAAACUGGUUCAUGGUGACAUAUUUAGGCCUCCAAGAAAAGGAAUGCUACUCUCAGUGUUUCUGGGCUCUGGAACACAGAUUUUAAUUAUGACUUUUGUUACUCUAUGUAAGUAUAAAGUAAUGGGAUACAUGGGUGAAGCAGUGCCCCUUAAUUCUAAAAGCUCUUCUGCCUAACCUUGGUUAGAUAAUCAACAACACGCAAUGUGCUUGUUCUCUCCUUGUCCUUCCCUUGCUUGCAUGUAUCUACCUUACCCUUCCUGGUUUGAGGCAUGUUUGCUGGUGCUGGAUGUUCAUAAGGUCCUCAAAACAUACAUAAACACACAUAGGAGAUUUGACUCUCAAACUGCUUUGAUGCUGAGAGCUAGAGUGGUGAACUGAUCAGGACCCAGAAGACUAGGGUUCAUGCAAAUGCCCACUCAGCCAUGAAGCUCUUUGGCCGACCAUCAGUCAAGUCACAUGUUUUGACCUAAUACAUAUCACAUGAGAAUAAAAUGUGGAGGAAACCACGUAUACCACCUUAAGCUCUUUGUAGGAAACAUGGAAUCUAAAUGUAAAAAUAAAAUAAUAAGAAUUCUGGUUGGUAACUACUACUGCUAUUACUGUUAUUAUCCUUAUUAUUAUUAUUAAAUUAAAUUUGAAUGCCGCCAUAUACCCACAGGUCUCAGGGCAGUUUGCAACAUAAAAUCACAAUAUCAAAACACAAAACACAUGAUAAAAAUAAAAACAACCCAAUAAUACCCCCUCCAUAACACAUUUUAACACAUUUUAUGCCAGUAUACACAUAGUGCUAUUGUAGUGGGUUCCAAAAGUGAAAAUGGAUGUUGUAGGAGCCAGCAGGAAGUUCACAGAGAUGAUUUGCAGUAUUCUUCAGGUUACUUGAACUGUGGAUAGAUGAUAAGAUCAGGGAGCAUUACGUCUGCACAAAUCCUAAAUAUAUUGAAUUUCACAAAGUAAUAAAUCUGAAACCUCUGGAAAAAAGGGGAAAAUAUACUAUUGUGCCACCACUCCUAGGCACUGUGCACAACAGAUGUGAAUAAGGUAGUCUACAUGAGAAGCACACAUAUCUUUAAGAGGCCUCUAAAUAUUGUGUAUUUCCUUUUUCAGUUUUUGCUUGCCUUGGGUUUUUGUCACCUGCAAAUCGGGGGGCAUUAAUGACCUGUGCUGUGGUCCUGUGGGUGCUGCUUGGAACCCCAGCAGGUUACGUUGCUGCCAGAUUCUACAAAUGUAAGUACAAAAGUUCAUUUAACGUGACAGCACUUAAGUUCAUUAGUCUAAAUUAUCAUCACAGCAGUGAUUUCCCCUCUGAUCCUGUUUGCCCUCUGGGCAAGAUGGAAAAAUGUUUUAAGACUGAAGAGAGACUACAUGCAGGUUUAGAUUGUUCUCAAGCUAGCAAACUUUCAAGUUGGAUAUUCUUUUAUUGUAUUAACUCUAACGUCAAUUGUUCUUACUUGGAUCUGCUUGCAGGGGAAGAGGUAACUGACAUACUGUUAUGGAAAUCAGACUGUCAGUGGCUUUUGAAAUUGCAUUUUGUUUGACAUAUGAAGUUUGAUCCAGCUUUUGUCUGCUUUGGUCUAUAUGUAUUUGAAAGGGAGAUAAAACAAAAGUUAAACCUAUAACUGCUUUACUGAGCUUCUCAAUCAGUGUUCACUUUUAGUAUAAUGCAGUACGGUGUGUUGAAUCAGUCUAAUUUUUCAAAAUUUUGUUUUAAUAAAGAUGAAAAAACAAAUAACAAAACUGAACUUUAAGUUCAAGUGCCUGUCUAAACUGUUCUAAUAAAUAGGGAAUUAUGUUUGUACAGUACCUGUCAUUUAAUUGGUGCUGUUUGGGUUUCUUUUCAUACAGCAUUUGGGGGUGAAAAAUGGAAGACAAAUGUUCUGCUGACAGCCUUCCUUUGCCCUGGGUAAGUUAAUUCCUAUGAUUACUAUUAAAAUAGGUAUAUGAGAAGCUUGGCUAAAACUGGUGAGUCUUCAGCAACAUAAGUAAAACACAGCAACAUCAUUGCAUGUCAGAGCUAUGCACAGUUCGUGCCCUUUUUUGGUUUUUUUGUAAACCUUGUUUCCUUCUGCCACAUGAAAAAAGUCGAUUAAGCAGUCCCAGCAUGACAGAAGUACUUUUUAAAAAGACAGGGGUUCUCUUCAUUGAUUCUUUAUUUUACUCCUUGGGCUGCUUCUCAGACCACACUGCAUCUGUGGUGUCAUAUACUAUACAAUGCCUAUGUCAAAUCUUUCUGCUUAAUCACAGCAAGCAGUCAUCCCCUGAAGUGGAGCUAAGACAGACAUAUAUUUGGAGCUAUUUAACUGAAACGUCAACUCCUGCUGGAGUUCAGUCCUGUUAGAUUAAGGAAGAAAGGCUUGCUUGACCUCUUUGCCUGAUAUUUUCUACAUGCCACCUGGGCUCAACGUUAAGCUAGACAUAUAGUGAUAUGAUUUCAAUAACAUUGAAAUUAAUCAAGUGUGAGUUAAUUGUUAAAUCUCGUUUCUCUCUUAGCAUUGUGUUUGCCGAUUUCUUCAUCAUGAAUCUGAUUCUCUGGGGAGAACAUUCCUCUGCAGCCAUUCCAUUUGGUACUUUGGUUGCCGUUCUAGCCCUCUGGUUUUGCAUAUCUGUACCACUGACGUUCAUUGGGGCCUACUUUGGUUUCAAGAAGAAUGUAAGUUCUUUGUCUUUCUGAUCUUAACAUGUUUUACUCACCUUCUCUGCACACAUAUCUCGUACCUUUUGAACUGCCUGAAAACAAAUGGUGGGUCAAGUCCUUUAGAAGGCUGUGGAUUUUGGGGUCUUGCCUGACUUCAGUGAUUGAGUUGUGUAUAUAUAAAGCAUGGUCAAACAACAGGAUUCAAAGCAAAGAAAACCAUUCUGAAUGUGGUAGACCUCGUUAGAUGAGAUUUAGCUUGGAUUUCCUUUAUUGUGCUAGAAAGCCAUAGGAUUGUAAAUUCUUUUGACUAAGUACUUCCUUCUGUUUGUGGUGUUUAGUAUAAUUUAGAUUAUUUAGAAAGUCUCUUCCCCACCCUUGUUUAUAUCUUUUAAAGGCCAUAGAACAUCCAGUUCGUACUAAUCAGAUUCCUCGUCAGAUUCCUGAACAGUCAUUUUACACGCAGCCAUUACCUGGUAUCAUUAUGGGAGGCAUUCUGCCCUUCGGAUGCAUCUUCAUACAACUUUUCUUCAUUCUUAAUAGCAUAUGGUAAGCCAGUACGCUUCUUGAAAAAUGUUUGAUGCCUUCUAAAGUACUUUUUCAACUUGCUGUUUUGUUUUUUUAAAAAAGAGCUUGUAUUUGUUUUUCUGCACUUCUCUCUGCUUUCUUCCAUUAUCAAAGCUUUUGACUGUUCUGCUUUAAUGUCAUAUAAAGCCUGUGUUACGUUUGCAAGUAUGUAGUUGUCUGGCCAUAGGCUUUUGAAACCAUCCAACCAAAAGUUGCCUGAUGCAGGUCUUGGAGUGUCAUGACACCUCUGUCUGACAUUGGUUUUAGUGUUCUUAUGUCACAGAAGGUCUUACCAGUCUUAGGUGAGACAGUUCGUUGGUGGGGAAUCUUUGUCUAUGGCCCUAAAGUCCAUGGGCAACUGUGAGAUGAAUUAAACAUGGGAGUAGUUUUAUGCCAUAAACUCUUAAUGGAUUUGGUUGAGCAGUCUUCAGAUGCUGGAGUUCAACAAUAUUUGCCACUUGUAUGCUAGAAUGGCCAGGUAAACUUCACCAAGACUACUUUUGUUAUGCUUAAACUUCUGUUUUCUAGGUCUCAUCAGAUGUAUUACAUGUUUGGCUUCUUGUUUCUGGUGUUCAUUAUCCUGGUUAUCACGUGUUCUGAGGCUACUAUUCUACUUUGCUAUUUCCACUUGUGUGCGGAGGUAAGCCUACAGAAUUCUUUCUUGCAACAGUCCUGUCUUGGGGGGAUUUAAAUUAUUAGGAAAAAGGAUUCAAUCAAUGACUUGGCUCCUAAGUUGCUAUUCCUUUUACACAACGGUGGAGGGAGAUUUCAUAAAGUGCCUCUGUCCACUUAUGUUUGUAUUGAGGACCAGGGGCAGACUUUGGUAUUAUGGUGCCCGGAGCGAGGCCAAAUUCCCCCCCCCCCAAAAAAACCCCACCUUGAGUAGGUACCCAUAUAAAUACAGUGGUACCUUGGACGUUGAACAGAAUUCGUUCCGGAAGUGCAUUUGACUUCCAAAAUGUUCAGAAGCCAAGGCGCGGCUUCCUGUUGGCUGCAGGAAGCUCCUGCAGCCAAUCAGAAGCUAGGUCAGCCACGUCAGACGUUUGGGUUCCAAAGAAAGUUUGCAAACCGAAACACUCACUUCCGGGUUUGCGGCAUUCGGGAGCCAAACCGUUUAACUCGCAAGAUGUUUGGGAUCCAACGUACGACUGUAUAGGAAUCAUCAUCAUCAUCAUCAUCAUAUCAUCCACCCCCAUUUUUUGCUCAACCUUAUUUUUAAGUUCCUUAAUUUUUACUUCAUGUUUUAGGGACAGCAUAGGGUAUACUCCAGAUUUGUGUAUUGACUCAAAUAUAAUAGAUCGUGUAAUAACUGCUAAAACUUGCUGGGGCCGAGAAAUGUAAAAUAUAUGGCCCUUUUAAGAUGGGUUGUGCAUUCUAAUCUGUAUUUAUUGCUUGCUUACACCUGCCAUUUUCAUUGCUGGCUGUUUAGAGAAGACAUCCUAUGAGGCAACCUAAGCAUCUUUUAAAAUAAAUCAAAUGUUUGUACCUUCAAAUAUUUUGAAUCGUUUUAACCCGAUUAGGUGACGGUCUCCAUCAAUUUCCCAACAGGUUGUCUUUAAAAUCGUAUCAGCUGCUGGGGUCAAGUGCGUCUUCUUUUUUUCUUUUUAAAGACAGCUUUGUCCUCUCUGACACUAAAACUUUCCAUGGUGUGAUUGACAGAUACAGUAAAUGGAGCCUUGCUGCUGAUCACCAAAAGAACCUAGCUGUGGAAUAUUACCAAAAACAGGCUCCAUGGUUUCAAUUGGUUUUCUUAAUGCUAAUCCCAUUUUACAUUUCAAGUGAAUCUGUACUUGGACUGCAGUACAUACCUGCUGUGUUAGAGAUAGGAAGGUGGGGGUGGAAAUCCUCUACACCCACCUUUACAUGCCUGGCACUGGGCACUGUCCUAGAACAUUUGUGGUAUCUGCUCCAAAAUGCAGGUCCUCCAAAUGUCAGCUUAGAAUGUGUUUGCUCCCUUCAGAAGGGCAUCCCUGUAGUAUUUUAUUUGAAUAAGUUAUUGAUUCGCAAAUGGUCUCUUUCUACACAAUCAAUUGCCAGUAGCUCAUCUUAGAAAAUUAUUAAAACCUUAUAAAGGGUCAUCAUUAUUAGAUAUGAAAUAUAUAGUCUAUGUUGCUUUGGUUUGCAAAUAUUCUCAUGCACGUAAGUUGAUUGAUUGUAGCCCGGAAGGUCUACAAGUAUUUAGCAGGUUUUUCAACCAUUUCUCUCUUUGUUCUAGGAUUAUCACUGGCAGUGGCGCUCAUUUCUCACCAGUGGCUUUACCGCUGUUUAUUUUCUAAUAUACGCAGUGCACUACUUCUUUUCCAAACUUCAAAUUACGGGUACAGCAAGCACCAUUUUAUACUUUGGUUACACUAUGAUAAUGGUACUGAUCUUCUUCCUUUUCACAGGUAAAUAUGAAUAUAUUUUUUGGUACUGAGACUUCAUGUUAGAGUUCUUCUGGGGUGCUUCACACAAUACAGUUUAAGAGUUCUAGAGCCAUGUGCAAACUUUUUUCAUACUAAUGUUUGACGGACAUCCCUAUGGUUGCUUGUUUAAAAAACAAACAAACUUGUGUGCCUGUCUAUUUUAAUGUGGACUAUGGACCUCAAGUUGUCGUGACAUAAAGGUGGGAUGUUUAACUGUAGCCAGGACAUCUUUAUGUUCAUUUCCCUGCUCCUCUGCUUUCUACCUGCAUCUCUGGCUGCUGAACGUUGGCAGUCAUCUGUAUAAUUCCUAAACACAGUUAGGGGCCAUUUCAGAAUUUGAUUGAAAAUGCAAAAUACAAACCCUUCCGCUUUUUAAUCUGUAUUGUUGCAUGCUUGCAUUUGUUUACCUAUUAAGGACUGUUAGAAGUUUUAUACAGAGAGAGCUGUACUAUUUGGAGAACAUUCUUCUCCACUUGUAAGGGUUUAGAGAAAAGGCGUCAAAACCUUGAUGGCUAUAAAAUAUAAGAAGUUAAUUAGAUACCAUUUUAGUAUCUUAAAUGAUUUUUUAAUUUUUUUGCACAAGUUACUGUUGCUUUCUGGAAUAGUUUUUGUAGCGUUUUCCAGUUUUAUAUGCCGAUAACUGUGCAUUGGGAUUCUUCUCCCUCCCCCCUCCCCCCAGAAGCUGUUUACAAGAAAAAAGAGGCUGUGUAUUAAGGGAUACGUACAUAGUAAAUUUCAUUAAGCUUGGAUGAGAUCAUUCUAGCAAGUGAUCAGAAUUACACACACAAGCCCCGAAGGCAUCUAGCUUCCUGUGUCAAGAUGAUAUAAAAGCUAAAAAGAGAAACUCAUAAUUGUUGCAUCAAAACUAUUAUAUUGCUGCUUACUCAUCUGUUAAAAAUGGUCAGCCUCAAGAAGGGUUCUGACGGUGCCCUGCUGCUGUGACGGUGUAGCACAUGCUUGGGGCACUUGCUUCUCACACUGCAUUCCGGGUCAUUGAUCAGACACAGCAGGCAAAAUACUGGGAGCUAUGUGACAAAUCUGACUUACAGCUGGGCCCACAAUACUGUAUCGGAGUAAAUGAGUCAGUUAAACAUCAGUGGCUUAGCUACUAUGGAAAAAAAUAAUACGAUAUCAUUCACAGUUCUUGCUGAAUUUUUCCAUCAUGAAUGAACCAUUGCUAAAUCUUCAUUCUUCACUGCAAACACACACACAUACAUAACUUUGAAUUAGAACCUGACGCAUAAACAUAGAAAAGUUUUGCAACAUGUAAAGGAACAAUACCUAUCUUCCGUCAUCUAAAGUUGCAAAAACUUAAAUUCACACUCAUUAAUUCUCAGUUACAUGAAACACAGACUUCAAGUGACAUUUUUUAAAAAGUCCAUUUGUACAUACUUUUUGUGAAUAAUCAAUGUGCAUAAAAUCAAUGUGCCAUUGUCAAGCAGGUUUCGACUGCUCAGGAACUUACAUAUUCAAAGGGCUGUAAAAGCAGUAGUCUCUGUUGGUUUAUUGGAGCACAUGGUUAUCUUCCAGCCAUGAACAGACUUACCAAAUGUUCCACUCUCCAAUAUCCUUCAGCUACCCUGGAUUCUAAAUCAGCCAAAAAUUAUGAAGUCAAAUAGUCUGGUUGGUUGUGCUUUUCAGCAUCAAAACUAUGCCAUGUUGUGCUCCAAGUGCUGGUAUCCGGUCCUGUCCUGAGAGGCAACCUUCCAUAAAAGGGCAACCUUCUGUAAAAAAGGUCAAUACCUUUGAGGUUUCCUCCCUAAAAAAAAGGUCAACAACUCUGGGCAACUAUAGUCCGGCCCCCAACAGUGCCUGAGGGACAGUGAACUGGCCUCCUGUUUAAAAAGUUUGCGGACCCCUGUGUUACAGUAUCUAACAGAAAUGAAAACUCAUCCUUGGUAUAUGUGGUUUCCACACUUUCUCCAGGCCACAUGGAUCCUUUGCUCAUUUGCAUUUUUGUGCUUCCUGCAUAAACAGCUGUGUUGCAUCAACACAACCCUAUUUUGCAAUACACAAUACCUUCUCUUUCAGGCACAGAAGCUUCUUGUUUCAAUGUCUUAACGGCGUGGAGCCUGUGCCGCCCGCCAUUUUGUCACCCCACCCCACCAGGCUGGCACUGUUCCCCCAGGGAGCCCCCCCAGGCUGCACACCGCUCCCCAAGCACCCACCUUCCUACACCGCGCCAGGUUUACCUGGCCCACAUACCAUAGUUUGAGGAUCCCUGCUGUAACAGAUCCAUUGAUGUUUAUUCUGCCAAUUUAAAAUUCACGUUCUGUUUUGUAGGAACAAUUGGAUUCUUCGCAUGCUUCUGGUUUGUGACCAAAAUAUACAGCGUUGUAAAAGUGGAUUGAAGAAACUGUCAAAUAUAGGAGCCAUCAUCCUAAUAUAAUGAUACGCUUCUGAAGAAGAAUUUAAGCUUUAUCUGAAGUAUUGACUUCUGUACCUUGUGAAUGAUACUGAAUAUACAUUUUGCCCACCCAAAACAUUUGUAUUAUAACUUUGCAAUUUGUUUUCACUUGGGUGUUCUUACUGAAGGUUGAAGUUAAAUAUUGUAUGCGUUUGUAAAUGUUGCUUAUAGUAGAACUUUUAAAUUCUAAAUGACUGGCUAGAAGUGAGUACAUUACAGAAUUUUUAAUGAUACUUCUAAAUAAAUAACGGGUGUAAAUACAGUUUUCUAGGCUUGUUGAGUGGGGUUAAUUAUCCCCCUGCCCCAGUGAAAUAACUUCUUUCUAUCAUGACUUGGAAGGUUGACUCGUGUGUUGCUUUUGAUUUUUUUCCCCUGAUUUUUUUUUAUAUUGGAGUUAUGGCCAUAAAUCCACCUCACUUUUUCUGUGACUUCAUUAGGUUCCAGUGUUGUUGGCCUUUGGAACCAUGUGCCUCUUGAGUCUUGGGAAUCUAUCCAUUCAUAAUUGUAAUAAUUACUAUCAACAUUUUCAGUGGAUCAUCACAUAUUAUAAAUAAACCCAUGAAAUUUUGUAAAUACAGAUAUAUUGAUAUGUUUUAAAAAUAUGUAGAUUAUAUUUGUUAAAUUCUAGGUUGGUUUACCCUUUUUUUUUUUUUUUUGUUAAUCUGCUCUACCCUAUAUAGAUGUAACUGUUCAUAACUGCACUACACUGUCAGUUCUAAUCCGCUAGCGUAACUAGAUUAAGAGACUGGAUAAUAUGUUGAGAAGAUCUGCAUACAGAGAAGGAAGACGCACUGUCAAGUGUGCUCACAACAGAUUUUAAUGAUUCAUAUUAUGUAGAAUUGAUUGGGGAGGGGUUGAACAUACACAAGCAGAAAUGCUGUUUGUCUUGUAUUAAUAGAAUGGCUCAAUUUGCUAGAUGUGGAAUUGACAUUAACCCAUAUGCAUCCUUGGAAAAAAGCAAUGGAAACAUGUUUAUCAUGUUGAGUUGGUUUGAGUUUACGUUAAUGCCUGCAUGUCUCCCACAAGAGCAUAUCUGCAACCAAGUUAAACUGCAUGUUUUGGGCUCAGACAUUCUGAUUGGAGAAAAGAACCUAUGUUUUUUCUAAUACGUUCUUUCUAAAGAUCAUAAACUAAUGCUUGAAUAUUAAAAUCCAAUAAAAGUAUCUUUUGUUAAUAACUUUUGAAUUUGGUCUUGUAAUCUAGCAUUACAACUCUGUAAUUAAACUUGGUAUGUUACAAAAAGCAAAAAAGAAAACAUGCAGCAAAUGUAUAUUCUGGUUUAGGGAACAGCAAAUCUCAUACUUUGCUCUAUAGUGUAGGACUGUUGUGGAGGGUUCCCUCCCUUCCUUUAAGACUUAAUUGAUGGGGAAAGUGUGAACCACUCUUUCAUUUAUGUGGCAGUUUGUUUUUAUCUUGCUUUUUGGUUUCGACCAAACUGGUAAAAUGACUUUUGAUAAAAAUAGUAUACAAGUUAAACUCAAACCACCAAAAAAUCCCACUGGCCAAGCAGUAUCAAACUUCGGUCAAAUACCAAAAGUCUGUCCUAAAACCUAAUCCAGGCUUCCUCAGACUUGGCCCUCCAGAUGUUUUGAGACUAUAAUUCCCAUCAUCCCUGACCCCUGCUCCUGCUAGCUAAGGAUCAUGGGAGUUGUAGGCCAAAAACAUCUGGUGGGCCAAGUUUGAGGAAGCCUGACGUAACCAAACAUAGUUUGACCAUGUUCAUGAAUGCAAUGCGAAGACCUGGUAGGCUACCCUAGGGAAGGUAUUCCAAAAGAACACCCGGCUUCUCUGUUGCUGCCCCCAACUGAUUGUUCUGUUCUAUCAGUAUCUUGCUAUGCUUAAAAUUCUAUCCAUUUCAUAGCUGCAUCCUUUCCCCAUUUCUGUCCUUUUGCUCCUUCUGUUUGUCUUGUUCCAGCCAUCAUUUUCAUUUCAGGUCUUUGUCCUAUCCUGUCUGAAGAAACCUCCUGACCCUGGGCUCCCUUUGCCUCUUGUGUCUUCCUUGGAAACAUGUUUUUCUCAUGUGCAUUAGAGUCAUGUAAAGUCAGCAUUACCAUGAAGUUGCCAGUUUUAUAAGUUGGAGAUAGAGCUGUGUCACAAGUGAGAAACUAAGCUUUACGUACUUCACAAAUCAGGUUUUCUGAGGUAAAUUCUUCUUUUCCAGAAUAUGACUUCGGUGCACUCUGGGAGGUGAGUUACAUCUCCUUUAAAAGGUAUAACCUGAGUUCGUAGGAGAGAUGGAAAUGAGGGGAGACCUUUGAAAAUUCUGCGGAUCGUUUUGAGAUCUUUUUAGCCACAGAAGUUCUGUUGUAAGAACCCAGCUAUAUAUAUCAGAGGCCUGAACAAAAAUAUUUGAUGAAAAAGCUUUUAAGAAUUAAAGAAAAGUUUUCACCCU